CGUGUUUGUUUGUGUGUGUGAAGCAUACACGUGUCUACAUCAGUCUUCAUGUUCCAAAUAUGUCUGCCUCUAACGGAGGUGUUUUGUCGGAAGAAAAUAAAAAUUUUUUCACGGCUGUGCAGCAACCAUUUCCAGAAAUAUUAGAUGGGAAAAUAAAUACAGCACACUUCUUGGAGUCUUCCAGAGGCGUUGUUGUUCUUGUAGAAAAAUUUGGCAAAGUCUUCGCUCCCGUGAAAUAUGACAUGUCCGGCAACAUACAGAAAUUGUCUGAAAGGUACAUCACAGAUACUGAAAAGUACAAAUUCCUAAAUGAUAUGAUACUAAGCGAAAAAGAGGCCGGUGGAAUUCACGUUACUGACGCACUGUUAUGGUUAAGAAGAGCUCUACAUUUCUUCCAUGAAUUCUUUCAAUGUGUACUGAAUGAUAGCAGAGAUGGUACAAGAGAUGAAGACCUAGUUCCCUUUCUUAAAAAGGCAUACAAAGAAACUCUUGAAAGAUAUCAUGGAUGGAUGGCUCAACAACUUUUUGGUUUAAUAUCUCGGAUGUGCCCAUGUCGAUCUGAUUUGCUGUUAACGCUGUCACUGGGCCACGAGGGACAGGAAGAAAGUGUAAUGAGAAGUUUAGAUGAUUUUCUACAAGGAUUGAAUUCAAAUAUUCAGCUACUCAUAGAGUUUUAUCAAACUCAUGGACUUGAAUCAGAUGUUAGAGUGUGAAAAAAAUUUUUAAUGAAGUUUUUAUACAGGGUGUAAAUGUAGUUUAAUAUGCUUGUAAAUCAGCGACAAAAUUGUAUGCAAAUUAAUUAUUGUUGAAUAUUCAUAUGAUGAAUAAUGUACUUACAAAUUUUAUCUGCUGUUAAGUUUUAUGAAUAUGUUAGAUUUUUACAUUAAACAUGGAAGUGAAUUAAAGUUGUUCAUCUGAGAGAAUGAUAGUAUGAAUUUCUUUCUGAAAGAAAUUGCACUUAGACAUGUAUUCAGAAAUCACAUUUUCUUUUACUUAUCUAAAUAUGUAGAAACUAUGAAUUAUACGUUGCUCAAGAUUUUAUAAAUCAAAUAAGUAUGUCUGUUGCAUGUAAGUAGUUAAACUACAUCAGUUUCUCAGGUACUUGAUGCUCGGUGCUACAAUUCAUUCAAAAUAGGGUUUGGAUAAUGAUGGUAGCUAUAUACCCUCCAACUGAAAUGCAGAUUUUUAUACACAUAUAUAAUAAUAUUGUUAUUACUAAGCAAUAGUUUAUUGCAUUUUGACUGAUAUGUAGAACUUGCUGUCCAGUUGGAAGUGUCACUUAAUUAUAUUUGAAUUUGUAAAUAUUGCAAAAAGGAAAAGAGACACACCUAAUAUUAUUGAUAAGAUGAGAGCAUUGAAUGCAGUUUAAUUUUAUGAGACAACAUCUAGAGCACAGUAUAAAUCAACAUUCCAUUUAAAUCAUUUCUAUCUAAAUCUUUUUAAACUCUCGUGGUAUCUAUGCUACGGAAGGACUUUUGCAUGUUGUGAAGCUAGUCAAGAAUAUGAGUGGGGAAAAUUUAAAUAACUAGUAGUUUUUGCAAACUUUGUGAAUGAUAGUUAUUUCAACUGUAUGUUGUUUGCAGCUACAAAUAUCAUAUCUCAAAUAUCAUUUUGCAUUUUGUAGGUAUAAAAUAAAGGAAUCUGUUUGGUUGCUGAUAUUUUUAAUUAAUGAAUUUUUACUCUGAGGCUGUAGGCACACAAGCGUCAUGCAAUGGAUGUUAUAAAUGGCCCUAUUUUCUAAGACAUCAGUUCUCCGAGCUCACAUGCAGAGUACAGUGAAUGCUGUGCAGCAUGCUUGUGUCCAAUGCCCCAUUCACGUCUGUAAACUCUGCGAAGGAUGCAUUUUUAAUGUACAUUGAAGUGUGCUUGUGUGUCUCUGAUCUUAGAAUUAGAUAUAUGGACUGGCAUGUUAGAAAAAGCACUGACCUACACCUGUACAGAAUUUAGGAUGAUUUCACUCCUGUCAACCCUACUUGUUGCCUUCUCAAUUUCUUUCUCUUUCUAAAUUAGAUCUCAAUUCCUAAAGAAGUUUAAUUGGCAAAUUCACAGUUGUCGCUUCUAAUUUCUAAACUUUUGACCAUUAUUCUUAUUUUUCAUGAUUCAGUAACAUCUUUUGCAUAAUAAUGAACUUCAAUAGGUGGACUAGAUUUUCAGAAAUUAUUGUAUGUUUGUUAGUAUUUUAUAUUAGUGUGGAGGUUGCUGCAUGCAGAAAUACUUUUGAAUUCCACUCCUCUUUGUGGCUGAUGUGCCAUCAGCUUGUCAUUUCUAGGGUGCCUAUUGAUAGCAAGUUUACUACAAGUCAUCUUUCACAAGUGCAGCUAGGGAAGAGGGUAUAAGAUGUGUUGAGGAGAAAAAUCUUCCCAAAAUGCUAUCAGUUUUUUUUUUCUAGGUUACCGAGCUAUAGUACAAGAUAUUUAUUAAUUUUUACAAUGAGGAGGUUUCAGUGACAAAUUUUGUGCCAUAUAUCUUCAACCAUUGUACAAAUGAGAGUGAAAAAGGUUUCACAAAGUUUCUGUUGAACAGAGAUUAGUUUCGAUGUUCUGAUUUUGGUUGUCUUUAUUCACUUAGAUAUAAAUUAUUUUAAAGAACUCAAUAUGUACAGAAACAAGAGUAUUUUAAAAAUAUUUGUUUCUUUGAGGAGUAUGUUCAGAGUUCAGUUAUAUUUUUGGGGGGAAAUCAAAUUUCUCAUGAUUUGCUUUUUUAAAUAAGUUGUUUGGAGGUGUACCUUGGUCAGUUACUGCCUCUCAUACCCAAUUCUCUCUUUCUCUAUUUCUUGAGUUGGUGCUAUAUCUGACUAUAUUCUUAACAUUGUUAUCGACUUUAAUUUUAUAUUUAAUUUUUUUUUUUUUUCCUUUUUUUAAAAUCUUGAUAAGUCUUUUAAUAUAUAAGUAAUAUUAAUUUUACUACUUUUUUUAAAAUCUUUGUGUGGAGAAGAAUAAAAGCAUUUCUGUCAUCCCUUUGAUGAUGGUCCUGGGGCAGUCUAUGUUCUAGAACUUCAUCUUUGGGCUUCUUUGUGGUUGUCAAACUUGAAGUUGUAAACAGCCUAUACAGUUCAUAUUUGGUUUGCCCAACUUCAAACAAGAGCUUUGAGAAGUGGCUCUCUAAAAUUUAUUUCAUGGAGAUUAGAUUUUAAUUUCUUAUAUUAUGUAUUAGAUAUUAUACUUUCAUACAACCACUUUUAAAUUUACUCUUGUUAAAGCCUCUCAGUCAGAGGGGUGUUUUAUUACUCGGUGAACCAGUUCAGUGAAACAUAUUUUAAAUCUUUACGAAUUCUUAAAUUGUUAGCACAUGGGAUUAUCAACCAUUUUUAUAUGUCAUUUAUUUCUAUUGAAUAUGAGUUCGCCUUGUGCCUCCCCCAAAACUGAUGAAGUGUGAGGAUGUGGUGCAGUGCUAGUGUAUUCAUACUCUUACCUCUCUGAUUUCAAAUUGUUUUUCAAUUUUAUCUGAAUGAAAGGUAGGCGUGGUCUUUUUCUUCCUAUUAUGUGUUUUCACAUAACCAAUGCCUUGUGCAUUAUCCUUGUAAUUAACUUCAUGAAAGAGUGAGUAAAAUUUUAUAAUUCUUCACUUGAACGUUGAGUAGUUGAAUUCUCCCUUUCCUUUAAACUGACAUCAGUGCAAUGGGAAGUAGUAUCAUUUUUUCAAUUAAGGUUUUGGUAUGAACAAAAAUUAGAGAAAAAAAUUGAAUUUAGCCUUAGUGAAGUUAAAAUAAUUGUAAACUGAAUUACAAUAUUAUGUUUGGCAUAGCAAUAACCUUGCAUCAUCAUUUGUGAUAACUAUGGUGAUAACUAUAAUAUAGUCAGAACAGUGUCUUUCCUGUUUUAAACCAAUGAAAUAACAUUAGAAAUAGUUAACUUUGGCCUCAAGAUUGAAAUGUGUGAAAAUAAUGCAUUUUGUAGAAUUAUUUGGUGGAUUUUGUGUUACAUUAUUUUGUAUAAACAGAAUUUUUGAAAUCUUAAUUCUAAUCUGGAAUUGUACAUAUUUGUUGCAAUAUUUGCAGUGUAGCAUAUUUUUCACCUAAAAUUUUUAAUUGUUAAACACCAGAUUCUUUUUCUUUAAAUGUAAUAUUGUAUUCUAAAUGUAUGAAUCAAAAAUGUUUAUAUUUGAUGAAUAAAUUUAAUACCUGCUGUUUUUUUAAAA
Gryllus bimaculatus (two-spotted cricket) is the source of this 4137-nucleotide messenger RNA. NCBI's taxonomy places the organism in Eukaryota, Metazoa, Arthropoda, Insecta, Orthoptera, Gryllidae. The record is from the annotation of a GenBank genome assembly.